This is a messenger RNA of Lemur catta (Ring-tailed lemur), 3164 nucleotides long. It is a transcript of the gene MORN3, whose product is annotated as MORN repeat containing 3. NCBI's taxonomy places the organism in Eukaryota, Metazoa, Chordata, Mammalia, Primates, Lemuridae. The transcript has 6 exons. The record is from RefSeq and is a predicted model, not a curated record. Bases 102 to 827 code for a protein of 241 amino acids.
CGGGCGGCGCGUUGCCAUAACGACCCAGGCCGGGGGAGACGCGGCGCGAGCUGCAGGCGGAACUGGAGGCUGCGACCCCCGGCCUUGCAGAAGCAGCCACCAUGCCAGUCUCUAAAUGCCCAAAAAAGUCGGAGCCACUGUGGAAAGGGUGGGACCAGAAGGCCCAGAAGAACGGACUGCGGCACCAGGUGUUUGCUGUGAAUGGUGACCACUAUGUGGGCGAGUGGAAUGACAACAUGAAACACGGGAAAGGAACACAGGUCUGGAAGAAGAAAGGAGCCAUCUAUGAGGGAGACUGGAAGUUUGGGAAGCGGGAUGGCUAUGGCACGCUCAGCCUUCCUGACCAAGAGACCGGAAAGUACAAGAAAGUCUACUCAGGGUGGUGGAAAGACGAUAAGAAAUCGGGCUAUGGGAUCCAGUUUUUCGGACCCAAGGAGUAUUACGAGGGUGAGUGGUGUGGCAGCCAGCGCAGCGGGUGGGGCCGCAUGUACUACAGCAACGGUGACAUCUACGAGGGCCAGUGGUGGAACGACAAGCCUCACAGGGAGGGCAUGUUGCGUCUGAAGAACGGGAACCGCUAUGAGGGCUACUGGAAGCGAGGCAUGAAGAACGGGUCGGGACGUUUCUUCCACCUGGACCACGGGCAGCUGUUUGAAGGCUUCUGGGUGGACGAUGUGCCCAAGUGCGGCACGAUGAUUGACUUUGGCCGUGAUGAGGCCCCUGAGCCCACCCAGUUCCCCAUUCCUGAGGUCAAAAUUCUAGACCCUGACCGUGUGCUGCAGGAAGCCUUGGCCAUGUUCAAGAAGACAGAGGAAGAAGGAGAUUGAUGCUGGGCGAGGGGGUGGGCACACCUGCCAGCCUGUGACAUGGCUGAGGCAGCUCCAGGGCCCAGAACAACAUCUAGAUCUCUUGUGGUCUCCAAAGGGCUCAAGGGCAGGACCAGAGAGGUCAGGUUUCUUGUCUCCAACAAGCCAGUUAGUUGGUCCUUUUUGGUUCCUCCCCCUUCAAAACCCGCUUCACCGAAGACCAGUGCACUCUAGUCCUGCCCCAAACUUCCUGUUUGCACCCUGGGCCGACUGGCAUGAGCCUGGGUUAGAGUGAGGUGGUCUGCUCACCCCUGAUGCCCUUGUAAGGUGGUCAGCCCCAGGCCUCCAUUUGCACAUCCUUCCAGUGGGGUACAGUCCUAGCCCCUUCUGGGGUGGGCAUAAGUGAGGGUUUGAGGAGAAGGCACUGGUACUGAGCCUUUCAGAUGCCACGGUCUCCCUCACCCCUGCAGAGAGAACACCAAAGUUUCAGGAGAAACACAAGCCCAUGUCACCCAACCGCUCAGACCGGUGCGGCUCCCGAGGGAGGAAUGAGCAGUAGCUCUAGGCACACCCUUGGCACCCUCAGAGGGUACCUCACUCCCCGAGCGCUGGAUCAUUCUUGGCCAACAGAGGGGCCAGUGCUUCUCUCCCCAGCUGGCCUCAGGGACCCUCUUGCUGUGGCCUUAGUCCUGUGAUCUCAUCCCGGAGUGCAUGAGAAUAAAGGAGAACCAGGUGACGUGAGCCUGAGGCUGUUAGUGUGAGGAGGGGUGGGAGGGACCCAGAAGGGAUGGAAGGUGAAGAGGGAAGACCCCCACCCCCCACCCCCGGGCUGUCUGGGCUCAUCUUGGGCGACAAAGGGCAGAUCUCUGACCUCUGAGACAGUCUGGAGAGGAGAAAGAGCCUGCAUUCCGCCACACUGGCCGCCAAGAUUUGAGAUUAAAACUUCCUGACCUGGCUUUUCAACCUAACACAUGGGCUUUCAACCUUGGAAUCCUGUGGAAGCCUUAAAAGCUUUAAGAGCCCAGGUCCCCAAGAUUCCCACCUAAUUCACCUGGGGCGAAGCCUGGGCUGUCACAAAGUGUCCCAGGUGAUUCUGGCGCGGAGCUGGGGCCAAGGACCCCUGAUUUUCUGGAUGUGUGACCCUAAGCAGGUGACCUCCAUUGUCCCGUCUGCAAAACGGGACUCAGGAGAGCUCACAGGUGUAUUCUGAGGCUCUGAUAACAUGUAACAAUGAGGAGUAAUACGUAUUGAGGCCAAUCGCGGAGCAGACAUGCAGGAAGAGCUCCACAACAUUCCCGAGACAAGGGCUUUUCCUGCACGGGUAGGAGGCAGGCUCUGGGCGGACUGCCUGGGUGUGAAUCCCAGAGCUGUGUGUUCUUGGGAAUGUCACCCAAACUCUGUUCUCUGGGUUUCCUUACUUGUGCUGUGGGACAGUAACAAUACCUACCACCUGGGGUUACUGUGGCUAGGUGCUGUGAGGAUGAAUAAGGCAGGGUUCUAAACUGGGGGUGAUGGCUUCCCCACCCUCACCCCCCACUGUCCUUGGGACAUUUGGCAAUGUCUGACACUUUUGGUUGUCCCAACUGGCAGGUAAGAAUGCUACUGGUAUCAAGUGAGUAGAGGCCAGGGAUGCUGCUAAACAUGCUAUUAAUACAACACAAAGAUGCUACAAAAUAACUAUUCGGUUCAAAGUCAAAAGUGUUGAGGUUGAGAAACCCUGAAAUACAGUGAUGUUCAUGAAGACUUCAGCAAGUCCCUGGCACAAAGUCUCAAUAGAUGCUCAUUUACUUUACAGAGAUUCUUUCUGCCCCCUAAAUUUUAAGUGGGGUGGCCUCACCAAGGGUGUGGUUCUUAGUCUGUACCUCUGGUACCAGGAAGCCAAGCCUGGCCACCUGGGAUGCAGAAUGAACAGUGAUCCCAGAUACGGAGUGCUUACUCUGUGCCAGGCCCUGUGCUGAUGGCUUCGCAAGCCUUCUCUCCUGCAACUCCCCAAUAACCUGUAAGGUGUCCUGCUAUUUUUGCUGCCAUUUUAGAGGAGGAAACUGAGGUUCAGAGAAGUUCCCAAGUCACCAAGCUAGUACUGUGCUUACACUUAGGUCUGUGUGAUUUUAGGAUGCAGAGUGUGUGUACAGAGGCUCACCUAUAGAGGGUUACCAUUUUUUAAGAAAAAGUAGGGGGAUAGUGUGCUUGUUUAUAUAUAAAAUAUGGAUGGGAACACAAUAAACUGGCAACAAUGGUUGUCUCUGUGUAGAACUGGGGACCUGGGAACAAAGGUGAGAGAGUAACUUUUCACUGUUUUGUUUGGAACUAAGUGAAUGUAUUACCUAUUCAAGGGAUAAAUAAAACUGAAGUUAAAGA